Messenger RNA from Fomitiporia mediterranea MF3/22, 1104 nucleotides. Its product is annotated as signal recognition particle, SRP19 subunit. Gene Ontology annotation, cellular component: signal recognition particle, endoplasmic reticulum targeting. Lineage: Eukaryota; Fungi; Basidiomycota; Agaricomycetes; Hymenochaetales; Hymenochaetaceae. Gene Ontology annotation, molecular function: 7S RNA binding. The record is from RefSeq and is a predicted model, not a curated record. The transcript is spliced from 3 exons. Gene Ontology annotation, biological process: SRP-dependent cotranslational protein targeting to membrane; SRP-dependent cotranslational protein targeting to membrane, signal sequence recognition. Bases 14 to 913 code for a protein of 299 amino acids.
GUUUCACUUCAAAAUGUCCAGACGAGCACAGCCAACUAUUGAGGACGAGUUCGAUGAUGACACGGACCUCCCGCUGCCAGCAAGAUCCUUACCAGAUCCCGGAUCCAAGGGCGCGCUCGUUCAAGCCAUCGAUUCCGACUCUGACGAUGAUCAAAGCGACACCGAAGUUAACAUCAGCAAUCCCGGACCUGCAAGUCCAUCGCAAUUACCAGAGGGGUUUGCUGGAUCUCCACAAGCAUCACGAGGCACUGUGACAGACUUGACACCAUACAAGAAGUGGACAUGUAUUUAUCCAAUCUAUAUCGAUGCUAAGCGAAGAUAUGGGACAGGCUCUCGACGUGUUGCACGACCGAAAGCCGUCUGGUGGCCCCUCAGCAAGGACAUUGCAGAAGCAACGACACGACUUGGACUCGGCACACUUCAUGAAGUACAGAAGAGCCAUCCAAGUGAUUGGGACAAUCCGGGACGCGUGCGUGUACAGUGGAAGCGGGAUGGACACUUUGUCAAUUCUCGCAUAAAGACGAAGAAGCAGCUACUUGAGGCAAUCGCAUUCUACAUUCAAACUGUCAAACCCGAGCUCAUCCCGAAACCACCAUUCAGUACGGAUACUGUCGAGGAAGCAGAAUCGGGAAAUGUUUCGAGCAAGCAAGCACCACCACCAAAGACGAGAUCAAAAGCUAAAGGAAAGGGAAAAGACAAGACCGCUCAGCAACCACCACGAAAACGCCUACCUCAUCCCCCCAUUCCACGGCCGCCCCUCGCAAGUAGCGUUUCCGCUUAUUCUCCGGCAUUGCCAUCCGGUGUGCUUGUCGAGACUAUCAAGGCUGGCAUGAACGCUGCUGCCGCCGAAAAUGCCGCUGCGCCUGCUGGAUCCGGGAAGGGCAAAAGGAAAGUAGUGAGAGUGAGAGGAUGAGUGUAAAGUAGCAUCAAGAGAUUGCUUUGUAACUUUCUUCGUUUUCUAUCCCGCGUUUGUUUUUUUGCCAAAAGGCAUUGCAUUCGGCAUCCGUUGGUGAGAGACCCAUUCUGCUCAUUUUGCCUUCCUUCGCGAUUACUGCAGUAGUCUUGUCAGAAGGUAAUCUUUCUAGAGUCUACAUGGCAAGGCUU